AAUCAUCAUUAGUAGCUAACUUCCUUUGAUAUUUCGUCAUUUCUUUCAAAGAAAUCUUUGUACAGUGUUUUUUUUUUAGUGCGAAAUAAGUUUUUUUCUGGUGAAAUAAAGGAAUCCAGUUCCAAUCGCCUUUAGUCUAUUGUAAAACAUUUAUUCCAAAAAAUGAGUAAAAGUAGUGAACCACCACCAUAUGGUUUCGUGCCGCCACCAUCAGCUCCACCCAGUUACAGUCAGGCAGUUGGCGGUGUGCCACCAACGAGCCCGUUCCAACCUCAACAUCAAUUCGGUCCCACACGAAUUGUAACCACAGUUGUGCCUAUUGGACCGCAUCCAACGCACAUGAUAUGUCCGAGUUGUCAUGCUGAAGUAGACACGAACACCCGAACGGAACCCGGUGUGAUUGCCUAUGUUUCCGGUUUUGUUAUUGCUAUGCUAGGAUGUUGGUUAGGAUGCUGUUUGAUUCCAUGUUGUAUUGACGAAUGUAUGGACGUUCAUCAUACAUGUCCCAAUUGCAAGGCAUAUCUGGGACGACAUCGACGAUAGAAAUGCGAACAAAAAUUGAAUUGAAUUCCAUCAUCAAAAAACCUGUCCUCUCAAACGCAUGUCCUCAACAAAAUAACGGAAAAAAAAAUUAUCGCAUCCCAUAUGCGAUUGCCUAAACUAAACAAAAAACAAAAAUAAUUUGCUUUUAAACAGGAAAAACGUAAUCUCUAUGAUGGCUGGUGGUAUAUUAUUGAAGAAUCGGUCUGAUGAAAUUUAUUAAUUUUUAUUUUGGUUUCGAAUUGAUGUGAAAAACUAGUGUUGUGUUCUAAACUAAAAACAAAUUGAUCUAACUAAGUACCCGUAAGGCAGAAAAGAAACUCUUUCGUUUGUGUAUACAUGUUCGGUGUUAUUACAUAACAAAUGUAGUUACAGUGAAGCACAUUAUUGAAGGAUCUUCGAUCAUAUUCCAUGUCAAUUGAAGUAGGAAAUUGAUUCCAAGACAAUGAUUGAUAGAGAGAGGCCAGAGAGGUCCAAGAAUGUAACUUUGAAUGCAAUAAAAAUAUGUUCAAAUUUGAAGAUUCAAGCUUUCAUCUCUAUACACAGUGUUUCUGAUGAUUUUUCAAGCGACGCUGUAAUGAAAUUCUUCGAUCUGAUUCUACCAUUCUCGUUAAGGUAUUGGUUCGCUUUGAUGUGCUUUCAAUUUUACUUAUCCAAUGUUAGACUGGAAGCUUAACGCAAAUGCUAAGAUUUCGUGUGUAACACUUGUUAGCCACUUUAAUCCGUACACUAACACAUUUUAAAACUGGUUUUGCCACCCAAAACCCAACUCUAACGAUCUGUAAAAUGUAAUUUCACUCGGUUUCGAAAUGGGAAAAAUACAUACCGUUCUCAUGUCCUUGUCCAUUUUAUAUGUCCGAUGUUCAUUGAAUAACGUCUUCGAUAUAAAAAGUCCUAAAACUUGCCAUAAAUUUCGAAAGGAAUUAAGAAAGUAAGUGAAUUACAACUUAAUGGUCUCAAUGUAGACAACACGAUAAUCCGUAGGGUGUGGACUAUUAUUCGUAGCGAGUGUCUGGUGUUUUAUUGAGACUCUAUUUAGAAGAGACUAAAUUUUUCUUCCGACAUGUGAAACCACAUAUUCAAAACAUGGAAAUUAUCGUUAGUGAAAUAUUGUAACAUCUUUGUAAAUUUUCAAUCGGAUGCUUGCUUUUGCAAACCACACAUCACUUUUAGGUAAAUGUAAAUGCUAUUGAAAUGUGAAUAGCCAACUUUCCAAAUUAAUUUAUUUUCUUUGAUUAAUUUAAUCUCUACCACUUAUGCCUGAAGUUUACAAUUGAAAAACGACAAACAACAAAUAUUUUUAGAAACGAAAACUUACAAACAAAUUGGAAUUUAUUAUUUUUAUAUUUAACAGCAUUAAGAUUGCAUGUUGUGCCUUCUUUUAUUUAUUUAAAAA
Bradysia coprophila is the source of this 1936-nucleotide messenger RNA. Its product is annotated as LITAF domain-containing protein. NCBI's taxonomy places the organism in Eukaryota, Metazoa, Arthropoda, Insecta, Diptera, Sciaridae. Gene Ontology annotation, molecular function: zinc ion binding. The record is from RefSeq and is a predicted model, not a curated record.